This is a messenger RNA of Wallemia ichthyophaga EXF-994, 933 nucleotides long. Its product is annotated as Pyridoxal reductase. The record is from RefSeq and is a predicted model, not a curated record. Bases 1 to 933 code for a protein of 310 amino acids. The transcript has 2 exons. Gene Ontology annotation, cellular component: cytoplasm. Lineage: Eukaryota; Fungi; Basidiomycota; Wallemiomycetes; Wallemiales; Wallemiaceae.
AUGACUUGGACCGAUAAGCCUAUACCAAUCGACGAGGCUAUGGCGGUGAUGAAGAGGAGCAUUGAGGUAUCCGGAGGAAGUGUAGCGUGGAAUGGCGGAGAGUUCUACGGUCCUCCAGAACACAACUCUUUGCACCUCCUCAAGGCUUACUUCACAAAAUAUCCAGAAGACGCGAGCAAGGUUGUUCUGUGCAUUAAGGGGGGUAUCGAUCUGAAGGUGUUUGCUCCAAACGGAUCAUACGAGUUCUUAUCUUCAUCAGUCGAUAAGUGCAAUGAGUUACUUGGUGGAGUGAAGAAGAUUGACCAAUUUGAGCCAGCUAGGCGUGAUCCAAACCACACAUCACAACAGAUUAUUGAGAAUCUCGCGCGUAUCGAGAAGGAGGGCAAGAUUGGCGGUAUCAGCCUGUCUGAGGUCGACGAAAAGACUAUCAGAGAGGCCGCGAAGGCGGCAGAGGAUUUGGGAACGAAGGUGUCUUCUGUAGAAGUUGAAUUUAGCAUGGCUUCGCCAGAUAUUCUCUACAACGGCGUUGCGAAGGCUUGCGCUGACUUUAAUAUCCCGAUCUACGCUUACAGUCCAAUUGGAAGAGGUUUGCUCAGUGGUAAAAUUAAGAGUAACGCUGAUGCGAAGGGAAUGGCAAAGCACUUUCCACGCUUCCAAGACGGCAAUAUCGAAGAGAAUCUCAAGCUGGUGGCCGAGGUUGAAAAGCUGGCAGAGAAGAAGAGAUGCACACCAGCACAAAUUGCAAUUGCGUGGGUGAAGUAUCACUCCAACAGGAAUGGUCUGCCAACCAUCAUUCCUAUCCCUGGUGCCAGCUCUGUCCGCCGGGUCGAGGAGAACUUGAUCAACAGCAUCACGUUGACAGACGAUGACAUGAAGCAUCUCAACGAGGCGGUGGAGAAGGUAGAGAUAAAAGGCGGCCGCUAUCCUGAGUAG